ACUGAGAUGCCGGUCCCCGAAUAGGGUACGAAGCAGUAGUAAAAAAUUGAAGGAUAAUUGUCUUGAAACCUCCCCCUUGAAGGAAUUCUGGUCAUAGGAAGGUGGAAAUAUAGAAAUAAGCAGGGAGUUCCAAAGUUUACCAAAGAAAGGGAUGAAUGUUUGAGAAUACUGGAUUACUCUUGCAUUAGAUAGGUGGAUAGAAUAGGGGGAGAGAAAGAAAGAAAGUCUUGUGCAAGGAGGCCGUGGGAGAAGGGGAGGCAUGCAGUUAGGAAGAUCAUAAAAGCAGUUGGCAUGAAAAUAGCGGUACAAGACAGCUAGAGAUGCAACAGUGCAUCGAAGAGAAAGAGGCUGAAGACAGUCAGUUAGAAGAGAGGAAUUGAUGAGACGAAAAGCUUUUGAUUCCACCCUAUCUAAAAGAGCGGUAUGAAUAGAACCAACCAGAUAUGUGAAGCAUACUCCAUACAUGAACGGAUAAGGUUCUUGUACCGAGUUAGCAGUUGGGAGGGUGAGAAAAACUGGCGGAGACGUCUCAGAAUGCUUAACUUCAUAGAAGCUGUUCUAGCUAGAGAUGAGAUGUGAGGUUUCCAGUUUGGAUUAUAAGAAGAGGACAAACCGAGGAUGUUCAAUAUAGACGAGGGGAACAUGUGAGUAUCACUGAAGAAGAGGGGAUAGUUGUCUGGAAGGUUGUGUUGAGUUGAUAGAUGGAGGAAUUGAGUUUUGAAGCAUUGAACAAUACCAAUUUUCUGCCGCAAUCAGAAAUUUUGGAGAGAUCACAAGUCAGGCGUUCUGUGGCUUCCUUGAGUGAACUGUUUACUUCCUGAAGGGCUGGACGUCUAUGAAAAGACGUGGAAAAGUGCAGGAUGAUAUUAUCGGCGUAGGAGUGGAUAGGACAAGAAGUUUGGUUUAGAAGAUCAUUGAUGAAUAAUAGGAAGAGAAUGGGUGACAUGACAGAACCCUGAGGAACACCACUGUUAAUAAAUUUAGGAGAACAGUGACCGUCUACCACAGCAGCAACAACUUGAGAUGAAGUCACUGAAAGAAGGACAGAAGAUGUAGGAGGGUAGUUUGAAAAUCAAAGUUUUGUGCCAGACUCUAUCAAAAGCUUUUGAUAUGUCCAAGGCAACAGCAAAAGUUUUGCCAAAAUCUCUAAAAGAGGAUGACCAAGACUGAGUAAGGAAAGACAGAAGAUCACCAGUAGAGCGGCCUUGACGGAACCCAUACUGGCGACCAGAUAGAAGGUUGUGAAGUGAUAGAUGUUUAAGAAUCCCUUACACUUGUGCAAAGUAUAAUUCUAUCAGUCAGUCAUAUUAAUCUAGCUCUCUUACUUGUUUCGUACGUCACCGACACCAGCCACACCGAGCGCCUCCCCAGAACACUCCGACUCGCCGACGCACGCACAUCAUCCACGGUUGCUUCAUGUAUAGGGCAUGAAGAUUCAGCUCUGCAGCAGGUUGUAUAAAGCAGAAAUAGAUUAUGAUAGAGGAUGCACAGCAGAAAAGCUCUCAAGGGUCGAGGACAGACACUGCGGAGGUGAUGGCAGUCCCGGAUAAAGGCUGGGGUGCUCUAGUCACCUUCAUGGCAUUUGUUUCAUAUACCUUAAGCGUCACAUGUGCAUUCUGCUUUGGAAGCAUCUUCUCAGGAUAUCUGACUGAGAUUCAAGCCUCGUCUGUAAAGGUUUCUUGGAUCUACAACAUGUAUCAUGUCACUGCCUGUCUUGGCAGCGUGAUGGUAGCCACGAUAGUGGAGGAGUUUGGCUGGAGGAAAGUUGUAUUUGCCACAGGUUUCCUCAGUAGCCUGGGCAUAGCACUAUCAGCCUUCACCACUUCAGUUGACUUCCUCUUCUUUUCCUACUCCAUUCUUGCAGGUUGGGGUCAGAGGAUCCUGCUUUUUACUUCCAUCCACGUUGCUGUGUCCUACUUCCCCAACCACCAAAAUCUGGUGAAUGGAAUCGUCAGUUCUGGUUCAGGCCUUGCCUUGGUACUCUCUGCACCAUUUCUUGCUUAUCUGAAUGAGGAGUAUAGUUUUAGGGGUUGUGCCCUCAUAUUUUCAGGUGUUUCUUUAAACGUGUGUGUUGCUGCAAUGACAUUUCACCCUGUUGAAUGGCACAUGGACUCUCCUUACUUAAAUUUUGGAAUAGCCAGUGUUAAUGAUCAAGCAUUUCCCUCUGGUAAGACAGGAAAAGUGUGUGUUGUUCUCUGGAACAUAUGGAAGGGGGCUGGCAACACCCUGCGUCUUAUCACAUCUCCCCAUGCUGUUCUCCUAAGUAUUAUAGUGUGCUUUAACAUUGGGAUUUUUGUGAAUGUAUGGACUUUCAUACCAUUUGUAAUGAGAUUUGAAGGUUACACUGCUGAUGAAUCUUCAUUUUUUAUGUCUGUGGCAGCAGGGUGUAACUUGGGUGGCAGACUUCUGUCAAUAGUCCUUGGUUGUUGUGUGGAGCAGAAAAGCCAUGUUAUAUACAUUUUGGGAACGAUACUCUCAGCUGGAACACUUAGUGCAUUUGGGACAGAAGGAAACUUGUGUUGGAAGAUAACAAACUUGUCCCUGUGCAUACUUGGUUAUGGAAUCACUUUUAAUUUGAAUACAAUGAUCAUCAUUGAAAUAAUGGGGAUAGACAUGCUGCUUCCAGUGACUGGAUUGCUUGGCAUGUUUACCACAGUGUGGCACCUUGUUAUGGGGCCUCUCAUAGGUGUAGUUAUUGACGCGUAUGGGAGCUACAACGUCGGGUUGUACUUUCUGGCAGGUCUUAACAUCUUCAGUCUCUUGGUGUGGGCCUUGAUUCCCAUUGCUGAUGCUUACUGCCAAAGGUGUCCCAAUCAUGCACAUCACCAAGAACAUCAGUAUUUUUCGCAGCAGCAGCAGCAGCAGCAGCAGCCGCAGCAUCAACAACAUACUCUACCCUUGAGGGAAAAUUUCUCUCUUUUACACCGUGCAGAAGGACACCCUGCUGGAUAUGCCUCUGUGGUGCAUUAAAGGAAACACGCAUGCACACACACACACACACACACACACACAUACACACAUUUGGACUUCAAGAAAGCAUUCAACAGAGUACCACACACUAAUAUUGAAAUUCCAGCUCCCAAGAAAAAGAAAAAAAUAAAUAAAUAGAAAAAAAAAAAAAACA
Scylla paramamosain (green mud crab) is the source of this 3124-nucleotide messenger RNA. RefSeq names its product monocarboxylate transporter 12-B-like. The transcript has 6 exons. The record is from RefSeq and is a predicted model, not a curated record. Gene Ontology annotation, cellular component: membrane. NCBI's taxonomy places the organism in Eukaryota, Metazoa, Arthropoda, Malacostraca, Decapoda, Portunidae. The coding region runs from base 1474 to 2970 and encodes 498 amino acids. Gene Ontology annotation, biological process: transmembrane transport. Gene Ontology annotation, molecular function: monocarboxylic acid transmembrane transporter activity.